Messenger RNA from Closterium sp. NIES-65, 2043 nucleotides. The record is from the annotation of a GenBank genome assembly. NCBI's taxonomy places the organism in Eukaryota, Viridiplantae, Streptophyta, Zygnematophyceae, Desmidiales, Closteriaceae.
AUGCGGGAUGUUAGACCAACUGUUGAGAAUCACAGUGUCCUAUCUGCUUCUGGUGCGCGCUGCCGUCUCUUCUUUCUAGACGAUUCAUCCCGUGGCGGACUCGUCCUAUUCACCCUCCCGUGUGCGCUUCGUCCCGCCCACCCCGUCCUUUUCUCCCAUGCCUGCCGCUUUGCAUUCUUUCUCCCGUCCGCUUCUCCCGUGAUCGUUGUCGUCCCUCCCUCUGUUCCAUUCUUCGUAUCCUCCCUUCCGCAAGCGUACACUCUCCUUCUCUGCGCCUCUCCUCCAUUGAGCGUACCCUCUCAUGCCCCGCUGCUCCUCUCUUCCAUUGUGUGUGCACUCUCUUUCCCCUCCGCGCCGUUCGCAUUUUGUCCCCAUCAUCUCCUCCUGUGCGUAUACUAUCACAUACACCGCUGCUCCUCUCCUCCCUUGCGCCUUCUCUCUCCCUACCACCCGCCCCUCCUUUUCUGUGAGCCCUCCCUCUCAUUCCCCUCUCAUUCUCUCAUUCCAUGCGCCAUCCCUCUCAUUCCCCUCUCAUUCCCCUCUCAAAAUCUCAUUCUGUGCGCCUUCAAUCUCAUUCCCCUCUCAUUCUAUCAUUCCGUGCGCCUUCACUCUCAUUCCCCUCUCAUUCUCUCAUUCUGUGCGCCUUCACUCUCGUUCCCCUCUCAUUCUCUCAUUCCGUGCGCCUUCACUCUCAUUCCCCUCUCAUUCUCUCAUUCCGUGCGCCUUCACUCUCAUUCCCCUCUCAUUCUCUCAUUCCGUGCGCCUUCACUCUCAUUCUCUCAUUCCGUGCGCCAUCCCUCUCAUUCCCCUCUCAUUCUCUCAUUCCGUGCGUCAUCCCUCUCAUUCCCCUCUCAUUCUCUCAUUCUGUGCGCCUUCACUCUCCUUCCCCUCUCAUUCUCUAUUAGGAUGUGCCUUCCCUCUCAUUCCCCUCUCACUCUCUCAUUCCGUGCGCCUUCACUCUCAUUCCCCUCUCAUUCUCUCAUUCCGUGCACCUUCACUCUCCUUCCCCUCUCAUUCUCUCUUAGGGUGUGCCUUCCCUCUUGUUCCCCUCUCACUCUAUCAUUCCGUGCGCCUUCACUCUCAUUCCCCUCUCAUUCUCUCAUUCUGUGCGCCUUCACUCUCAUUCCCCUCUCAUUCUCUCAUUCUGUGCGCCUUCACUCUCAUUCCCCUCUCACUCUCUCAUUCCGUGCGCCUUCACUCUCAUUCCCCUCUCAUUCUCUCAUUCCGUGCACCUUCACUCUCCUUCCCCUCUCAUUCUUUCUUAGGGUGUGCUUUCCCUCUCAUUCCCCUCUCACUCUCUCAUUCCGUGCGCCUUCACUCUCCUUCCCCUCCCAUUCUCUCAUUCCUUGCGCCUUCAUUCACAUUCCCCUCUACUCCUCUUCUCACGUGCGCGUUCUCUCGUCCCCCUCUGGUUCACUCCUCACGUGCGCGAUCUCUCUCGUAACCCUCUAUUCUGCUCUCAUUCCUUGCUCUCACUUGUCCCACCCUCCAUUCCGCGCCUCGCCCCCAUUCCUCGUGACAUGUCCUGAGUUUCCUCUCAUGCGAGUUUGCCCCAUUCCCCUCUGCUCCGCUCCUCCCGUGCGCAUGCUCUCUCUUUCCCCUCUGCGCCUAUCCGCCCAUGCGCAAUUUGUCUUUUUCCCCUCUGCCCCCCUCCCCCCUUUGCGCCUUCUCGCUCGCUCCCCUAUGAAUCUCUUCUCCAGUGCGCCCUCUCUCUCUUCCCUCUGUUUCUCUUCUAGUGUGCACUCUUUCUCUUUACUUAGGUUGGAGCCUGUGCAUGCAAAUGUAGGAACGGGUGUUGCGGAAGAUGUGUCUAUUGAUGUACCUCCUAUUUCUCGUGCUGAUCCAACAGACACUAGUGAUACUUCCUCAUCCUCUGAUUCAGUAGAUAGCGCGCUGCCCUUUGAACAAGAGGACGAUGCGUCUAGUAACGCUGCUGUAUCUGGUGCUGAUGAUGAUGGUGGGGAGGGAGCUCAAGCAGGUGUUGCACUGGAGGAAGAGGAAGAUGCCCCUCAGUUUAACCUCAAGGAUGCUCUUGCGCACUAG